Drosophila serrata is the source of this 3949-nucleotide messenger RNA. It is a transcript of the gene ACXE, whose product is annotated as Adenylyl cyclase X E. Gene Ontology annotation, cellular component: plasma membrane. The record is from RefSeq and is a predicted model, not a curated record. Lineage: Eukaryota; Metazoa; Arthropoda; Insecta; Diptera; Drosophilidae. Gene Ontology annotation, molecular function: adenylate cyclase activity. Gene Ontology annotation, biological process: adenylate cyclase-activating G protein-coupled receptor signaling pathway; cyclic nucleotide biosynthetic process; intracellular signal transduction.
GAUUGCAAACUGUUGAAAUACAGAUUCAAAUCCGACAACGAAAAUCUUAAAUAAUAAUGAAGUGCAAGCUCAAUUAUCUGGUGGAGAGCACGUGGGACUUUCGAUACCUCAAGGCCAAAUGUAAAGAGCUCGGCUUAGAAGGUGAGUUUAAGGCUUAUCAGAUACGACUCUUCAGGAGUUUCGUUGGCGUAUUCUGCGUACUUCAUGUUCUCGUUACAAUUAUUCAUUGUGUAUUGAUAUCGACAUUGAGUGAGCAAAAGAAGUAUCUACACAUUGACGUUGGUGUAUAUAUAGGAAGCUGUUUGAUGCUUUUACUCAUUCUGAGCAUAAAUUUCUGGGAGAAACUAACUGAAAGGCAUACGUGGAUAAUGCUUGUCAGUUCUACAUUGGCCUGUAUGACUUUGGUGACUGCAGAUCUGAGCCAGAGCCUAUACCAUCAUUUUCGCAAUGGCUGGCAGUGUGGCUCGUUCUACGACACAUAUAUCCAGUACAUGAUCUACUUAUUCCUGCCGAUCCUGUCCACCAAAUGCGCCAUUCUGUUGGGUUCUAUAGUCACUCUCAUGUAUUUUAUUAUCUACGCGAAAAUCAUGUCCUCUAGAAUAGAUGAGAAAGAAUCGACCUUGGGUGACAUUUCCCUAGAACUUCUCCACGGUCUGUGCACAAAUCUCCUUGGCAUUUAUUGGCGUUUCCUUAAUGAAAUGGUGGUGCGAUCCUCAUUCAUAGAUCGCCACCAAUUUAUUAAGGAAGAGUUUAGUUUACGCAACGCAAGGCGCCAGGAGAAACUCCUGCUGGACAGUAUCCUGCCCUCUCAGUUUUCAGAGCUCUUGCAAAAGGACAUUAAGAAACGGAUCCUUAUAUCUAAGCGUUAUUCCUCUGGACCAACUGAAAAUAUGUACGCCUUUAAACGUUCCAUGGCCAUCCAAACCCAUUCAGAUGUCAGUAUUCUGUAUGCAGAUGUGGUGAACUACACCUACCUGACAACGACAUUAACCGUGGAGAAGCUAGUGACCACCCUGCAUGACCUUUAUGCCAGAUUUGACCUUGCUGCCCAACGGUACAGUGUGCAGCGUAUCAAAUUCUUGGGAGAUUGCUAUUAUUGUGUGUCGGGCUUAGCGGAUGCGGAUCCCGAUCAUUCGAAUAAUGCAGUGGCUUUGGAUUCCAUGAUUGCUCACAUGCAGGAAGUGCGUGAAUCACAAGAGUUGAAUAUAAAUAUGCGCAUUGGCGUUCAUUCUGGCAGCUUGUACGCCGGGGUAAUCGGUGAAGCAAAACUUCAAUAUGAUGUUUGGGGACUGGAUGUCACAAUUGCAAAUGUCCUUGAAUCUACUGGCGUUCCAGGUGCUGUGCACGUUAGCAGCGCCACUAUGAGAAAUCUUACGGUUAGUCACUACAUAAUUGAGAGCGGUCCAGAAAAGGCAAAGAACGAUCCGAUUUUACAAAAAUAUAGAAUUAGCACAUACCUAAUAGUAUCUUUGCAAAUGAUGUCAUCGAGUUUGAGUCCUCUUCGCGACAUAAACGCCGAAUCCGGCACUCAAAUGAUAAAACGGUUGAGCACCUUUUUCAAUGAGGAAUUGCAUGAAGAGUAUCGAAAGAUGCCAGUCAUAAGAUUUGACUUAAAGACACUUUACGAUUGGUUGCUUAGAAAGGAAACUAGACAUAAGUUAAGUAAGCAAAUGGACUGCUGCCUGACCUUCUAUUCAUCGGAUCUGGAGAAAGCCUAUUUGAAACAAAUUGAUUAUUUAUUUAAAUACCACAUGCUAUUGGCCUGGUUCGCUGGAACUUCCCUAAUAGUCGUGGAAAUAUUGAAUGGUUCGGAUAUAUGCAUAUAUUGCUAUAUUCUUGACGCUUUUGUAUUUCUGUCCCUGACUGCUCUGGGCUUUAUUUCGUGGUACAAACAGUUUUGCUGGUUGAUAUAUGACAAGAGCAAAAAACCGCACACGUAUAACCGUUUCAGUUGUACUAUUUUCCGGAUUCAUGAGAAAAUCCAGGAAAAUCUAACCGUUCGCAUUUGCACAUACCUGUUUGUAAUAUCAUUGAAUUGGAUUCUAGUCAUUUUGAUUACGAUGACCUGCCACUUUGAGGAAUUCAUCUUGAAAUUUAUCGAGGAGAGGAUCUAUCGUUAUGAAAGUAGAAAAAUAUGUUUUCUACCAUGGGUUUCCACCGAUAUGAUAGCCCUGAUGAUUAGCAUGUCCUUCACCUUCAGUCACAUUCCGUUCCUGCUGAAGACCUCAAUAGCCCUGGCACACAUUUUUAUUUAUUUCAUAUUCAUUUUCCUGCAGUUUGAUUUCGUUUUCCAUCACAGCAUCACUACGAAUCCCUACUUUCCCGCAGAGUAUUCCCAUGCUUUCAUAAUAAUAGUUACUUUUACCAUAAUGUAUCUGAAGGCCCGGCAAACUGAGUUUUCCAAAAAGGUUAACUUUCACUGGCGCGUCGAGUUGGAAAAGAAGCAGAAUGAUGCCCUAAUAACCAAUCAAUCUAUCAUUAUUCUACUGAAUAAUAUUCUUCCCAAUCAUGUUGUCGAUAUCUAUCUUAGCUCAUUAUCCCACAACGAAUUGUAUUAUGAAAGUUAUAAAAUGGUAUCAGUCAUGUUUGCCAUGUUAUCGAAUUUUCAAAUGGAUAUGCACAGUUUACGGAUACUAAAUGAGGUUAUUACACAGUUUGAUGUACUGUUAUUGUACUACAGAGAGUAUUAUGUGGUUGAGAAAAUCAAAAUUGUCAAUUGCACAUAUAUGGCAGCCUGUGGCUUGGAUAUUAACUUUGCUGGUACCACCAGUAAGCCAUUGAGACCGGGAUCCAUAGACGAAGAAAAGCGCUUGCACCAGGUUAACACUGGGGACAGCGAAGAAGUGGUUUACGUGAUGGCUUCUUUUGCUCUGGAUCUCAUGCGAACCUUGGCUAACUGCAACAAGGCCUACAAUGGCAUUAUCCAGGAGUUCAACAUAAUGGAUGGAAUGAUAACAAUUGGAAUAUCCAGUGGUGAAAUAAUGGCUGGCAUCGUUGGUGCCUCAAAGCCGCACUAUGACAUCUGGGGUGAUCCAGUGAAUAUGGCAGCGAGAAUGGAGAUGACAGGUCUUUCGGGUCACAUCCAAGUAACGGAGGAGUCUGCAAAUAUACUCCAAUCUUUUGGCAUUAAGGCCAAUUACCGGGGACUGACCUUUGUGAAGGGUCGAGGUUUACUUCCUACAUACUUUCUGGGUAUCGAUGAGAGCUACAAUUUCAUACGUAUUAAUGCAGACCGGAAGCCUAAUCAUUCGAUUCGAAGUACAUUUAUUUCAAUGGAGAGCCACCUCUGAUCCAGGGAAUGACACGUACUUUCCAUUGAAAGCAUAAUUAAUGAUUUUACUACGCCUAUCCAUUAAGAGUGUCGAAAGCAAAAGCAUGGCAACUGAAAAUUAACAUCAAAAUCAGAAGCUAAGUUGAUUUUCGCUCUUGACUCUCCAUCUCCAUUUUCCCUUUUCCAGUUUAAUUGAAUUAAUCCCAAACCAUGUUCAAAUUCUGAGUGCCUACCGAUUCGAAGAAAGAACCCUUUUCGCACGUGCAAUUAACAGACAUUUUUACAAGCAAUUUGGAAAAUAUGAUGGCGCUGUCAGACCUGUGCAAUGUGAUCGCCUGCCACUACCUCUCCCUUUGAUGCUGAUGCUGAUGAUGAUGAUGAUGAUGAUGAUGAUGGUGAUGCUUGUCAUUGUUUGCUGUAAUUGACGAGUCCACGCUGAAGUGAAACAUCAAAAAAGCAAUACGACAGCACGAAAAUACAAAUGUACGAAAAUUCGCGUUAGACAAACAGGCAUUUCCGGGAAAAAGGCCCCCGAGGACACCCUCUGCAUUCCCGUGUGUCCUUUUCCGCACUGAAUCGAGUUGUUUUAUCCGCACGGACACGGUCCAAUGUUCCUUUGACAUGUAAAACGCUUCACGCUCUCUCAUCCAAAUGAAUAUCCACGACAAAAACAAAAAA